Molecule: messenger RNA, 648 nt
Organism: Neoarthrinium moseri
Lineage: Eukaryota; Fungi; Ascomycota; Sordariomycetes; Amphisphaeriales; Apiosporaceae
Exons: 1
Coding region: 1-648 (215 amino acids)
Cellular component (GO): membrane; cytoplasm
Source: RefSeq, a predicted model, not a curated record
AUGCCGUCGAUGAUAUCUACUGCCAUCCAAAACACCUUCAUCAAAGCGGCAGCAAAUCUCACGGCCCAGGUAGCCGUUCAGUGGGGCUCGAAGGAGCCACAACCCCUGGAUCGUCAACGCAUCUUCGAGUUUGCUGUCUUUGGCUUCAUCGGCGCCCAUAUCGGCUACGUCUGGCAUCAUCUUUUGGAGCAUCGGUUCCCCACACAUGCGGCACUUCAUGUCGGCCAGCCGCCUGUGAUUGCACCUGGGGAAAAGGAUAAGGACACCCACGUACCCCUCCAACCACCACCACAGACGGCAGACCAUGGCUCGGGGGCGACCAAGGUUAGCUGGAAGAAUGUGGUCGCCAAACUGGUUGCAGACCAGACAAUAGGGCUAUGUGUCAUGAUCACAACGUUUCUCAUCAUUACGAACAUAGCCCGCGUGCCCCAUCUCGUCGACGUUUUUGAUGUGAUCCGGGAGAAACUUUUUCAGUUGGUCAGGGCAGGGUGGCACCUGUGGCCCAUUGUUGCCGUUUGCAACUUUCUAUGGGUGCCAGUGAGGUGGCGCGUUCUCGUAUCUUCUUGCGUUGGAUUCAUUUGGAACAUAUUCUUGAGUUUGGUUUCCAUGUCGGGACCCGGCACGGACCCAAAGGUCGGACAGCAUUGA